AUGAAUGGCAGUGAAUUCUGGACGGGACUUGUGAAAAGCCGUGUAAAGCCCAAACGUUCUGAGCGGCGCGCCGAGGUGCACAGCGCACCAAUUUUUUUAUCACAUUGCAAAUCAGGCACCCUGAUGCACCCUGAGUUUUUGUCAGUCGGCGCGGCAACUCAAGCAAGCCUUGUCAGGCUUGCCUUAGGUGCAUCACAAAAUUAUGCCGCGGGUGCAAUCACCUCCCACCUAUCAACACAUCCAGCUUUGGUGGCAAAGCACUUCCUGGACUGCACGCACCUUUGGUCAGGCACUGUCUGUGACAUGUCGAAUGUUGAGAUUGGACAUGGAGAUUAUAUUGGGUACAGGAAAAUGGAUUGCACUUCGCCCAGGUUUCAGAGCAGCUUUUGA
Molecule: messenger RNA, 390 nt
Organism: Durusdinium trenchii
Lineage: Eukaryota; Dinophyceae; Suessiales; Symbiodiniaceae
Source: the annotation of a GenBank genome assembly